UGGGGACGCACAGGGAGGGGGUCAGCUCUCCUGUCCGCGGAUAUAAGCCGGGGAUUUAGGUGAGGUCUCUCAUCGACGCCAUCACACAUCCACCAUGAGGUCUCUGGUCUUCGUUCUGCUCAUCGGAGCUGCCUUUGCCACGGAGGAGGACAAGAUUGUCGGCGGGUAUGAGUGCACCGCCCACAGCCAGGCCCACCAGGUGUCCCUGAACUCCGGAUACCACUUCUGCGGUGGCUCCCUGGUCAACGAGAACUGGGUUGUGUCCGCCGCUCACUGCUACAAGUCGCGUAUUGAGGUGCGUCUUGGAGAGCACAACCUCAGGGUCAACGAGGGAAGCGAGCAGUACAUCAGCUCCUCUAAAGUCAUCCGCCAUCCCCAAUACAGCUCCUACAACAUCGACAACGACAUCAUGCUGAUCAAGCUGAGCAAGCCCGCCGUCCUCAACCAGUACGUGGUGCCUGUGGCCCUCCCCACCUCCUGCGCCCCCGCCGGCACAAUGUGCAAAGUCACUGGCUGGGGAAACACCAUGAGCUCCUCGGCCGACAGCAACAAGCUGCAGUGCCUGAACGUCCCCAUCCUGUCCACCAAGGACUGUGAUAACUCCUACCCCGGCAUGAUCACUGAUGCCAUGUUCUGCGCUGGAUACCUGGAGGGAGGCAAGGACUCUUGCCAGGGUGACUCCGGUGGACCCGUCGUGUGCAACGGGGAGCUGCAGGGCGUUGUGUCCUGGGGCUACGGAUGUGCUGAGAGAGACCACCCCGGUGUCUACGCCAAGGUCUGCCUCUUCAACAGCUGGCUGGAGAGCACCAUGGCCAGCAACUAAGUCCGAUGCUGCCAUCUCCAUCCGACUCUGGGGCCUUUCUUCCUAAACUCUAACUGCAUUAUUGUGGUUGAGUUUUGAACAAUCUGCUUAUUUUUCCAUCUGAGUCAAUAAAGUCUGAAUGUCUCGACUUCAAAA
Pungitius pungitius (ninespine stickleback) is the source of this 958-nucleotide messenger RNA. RefSeq names its product trypsin-1. NCBI's taxonomy places the organism in Eukaryota, Metazoa, Chordata, Actinopteri, Perciformes, Gasterosteidae. The record is from RefSeq and is a predicted model, not a curated record. The transcript has 6 exons. Gene Ontology annotation, molecular function: serine-type endopeptidase activity. Gene Ontology annotation, biological process: proteolysis. Bases 95 to 823 code for a protein of 242 amino acids.